This is a messenger RNA of Penicillium brasilianum, 862 nucleotides long. Lineage: Eukaryota; Fungi; Ascomycota; Eurotiomycetes; Eurotiales; Aspergillaceae. The record is from the annotation of a GenBank genome assembly.
GUGGGAGUGACGUCAUCACUCCAACUUCCUCCAGGGCAGCUCGUGGCUGGUUGGAAUCGGCUCCGUCGGAGCCGAACUUCGCUAACUUCAUAAAGCUUUCUGCCUUGGUUAUUUUCUCUUCAUUUCUUAAUUACCUGUCCUAGCUGUAUCAUCAUGUCUGAAUCUUUUGCCCUUCUCCGCCGUCGCCGCAGCGACGAGCUUGCCAAACUUGCCGAUGAGCAUCUGCAACACGAUCUCCAGGCCGACGAUCGGGAUGCACUCAAGUCGGCUGCUUCCACCGUUUCCUUCUGGGCUACGAUUGGAUCUGCGGCAGGCCUUGGGCUUGGGUUGUAUGCUGCUAUUCGGCUACGAAGCACUCGCAAGGCGUUCUUCGCAGCCGUUCGAGCGCAGGAAAGGCCUACCAAGGUCGUCUUUGCGGAUGGACGUACCGAGCCUAUUCCGGAUUUGACGCCAUUACUGAAGCCCACGACUCUCGGAGACGUUGCAACGUAUUUCUUUGCUUCGCUCGGUGGUCUGUUCUUGGGUGGAGAGCUAGGCUUUGCGGGAGGAGCAGCCAGUGGAAGCCGCCGCAUUACAGCUGAUCCGGAAAGGAAAAAGCGGAUCGAGACUGCUUUUAGAAGGUUCAGAGCUGAUGUCCUUCGAAGAGAAGCGGAUUCCCUGGAUAAGGGCGCCAACGUUUCAGAUAUCAUGUUCUAGCUUCUCGGUGCAUCGGCCGAAUAAUAAACAAUGAAGAUUUUUGUCUCAAUUCCUCACUGGACCGUGCGGCAGUGGGCAGUAAAUCUUGUCUCCGCAGGCUUCACUGUGCAAUAAGCUCUAAACCUAAACCCAUCGGCGCUUUCUCAUUUUGCCAUAUUGGAUGGAU